AUGAACGUGGAGGAGGAGGUCGGGAGGCUCAAAGAGGAGAUCCAGAGGCUCGGCCAGCAGCAGCCCGAUGGCUCCUACAAGAAUUUUAUUGUUUCUGUACUAUACCUUGUGAAUGUGCACAGAGGAUAUCAAUACCGUGUUACUGAGCUAUCGGUUCAUGAGGUCAAGUUUGGUGUCCUCUUCAACGAUGAUCGGUGUGCAAAUAUUUUUGAAGCACUAGUUGGCACCUUGAGGGCCGCCAAGAAGAGGAAGGUUUUGACCUAUGAUGGUGAGCUGCUUCUGCAAGGUGUUCAUGACAAUGUGGAGAUUACCCUGUUGCCUCCACCCGCAGUUGCUGCCGCUUAA
Miscanthus lutarioriparius is the source of this 345-nucleotide messenger RNA. Lineage: Eukaryota; Viridiplantae; Streptophyta; Magnoliopsida; Poales; Poaceae. The record is from the annotation of a GenBank genome assembly.